Molecule: messenger RNA, 376 nt
Organism: Paramuricea clavata
Lineage: Eukaryota; Metazoa; Cnidaria; Anthozoa; Malacalcyonacea; Plexauridae
Source: the annotation of a GenBank genome assembly
AUGGCCGAAGCGAGCACUGAAGUGGAUAAUAUUAGUCCUGAUGAAACGCCAGAACCAUGCACCACAUUGUUGCAAGUAAGUAAUAUCUCAUGCUGCAAUAUCAGUAACAAUAAUCAUAACGAAAAUGUGCUCGGGCUAGCUAGGCGAGUCUUGUAACCAUGAAGCUACCAAGCAGGGUUUGUCGGAAGUAGAAAUUACAUCUUUUGUCCCCGAGGCUGUGGCUGCCAACCCUUGUGCCCGUUGUGACAAGCAUAGACGGGAUAUUGAUAAGCUAAAUACCGAAAUUGCUGAUCUAAAGAAGAAAGCUGUGAUUGCCAACCGUUGUUCUGCCUGUUGUGACACCCAUGGAUGGGAUAUCGAUAGGAGUACACCUUAA